Styela clava is the source of this 2055-nucleotide messenger RNA. RefSeq lists its product as uncharacterized. The record is from RefSeq and is a predicted model, not a curated record. NCBI's taxonomy places the organism in Eukaryota, Metazoa, Chordata, Ascidiacea, Stolidobranchia, Styelidae.
CAGGAACGAGGCUUCCGCAUCACAGACGUAAGUUGUACGUGAGACUGAAGUUCAGUAUGAUGCUUAAAGUUAUUCUGUUGUUGGCGACUUUCUUAUCUGUGGCUCAUGCAUAUUGCUCGCUUAGCUUUUAUGCUAACAACCGAAGAGGCUCAAAUGUCUUCACAUUCGACGAGGGUCAUAAUGCCACAAUCACUAUGAGGUGUUACGGUAGCUCAUCGAGUAGAGAAAAAUAUUAUGUUUACUGGGCGUCGAACAACGUAAAAUAUAUCGACUAUGGUGUCAGAGUAUACCGCCUUUACUGGGAAGCAUACAGAUUUUAUCACCUAUCUAAAUACUACAACGUAGUAGAUGGUGUAAAAAUCACCGGCUCAGGCGAAUACACAUCCACGGCAAUCAUUCAAUUCGAUUUCGACAGUAUGAACACGACCUUUAACGGAAGCCGUAUCGGGUUGGUAGAUGCGUAUCAUGGUUAUCGGGUAUUGGGAAGCCAAGAAAUCAUUGUUACAUGUUGCAAGACGUCGGAGUUACCUUCAUCUAUGGCACCUGUUGGCACACACGACAAUACAGCAUGUAUGGCCGAUGUUCAAGUGAAUUGCACAUCAGGAAGUUUAUUCAGAAAUAGUCUAACUUAUCUCCCAUCCGUAACAUUAACAUGCAGUUCUUCUAGCAAGUGGGAGAAUACCUCUAACAUGCAAUGUUUACCAAGUUGCCCAGAGCCGAUAUUAGCACGCCCGCUCUACUUAUACGAUUACGUCCAACCGAUAACACCAGCAGGGACCACAUCUCGUACACGAUGUCGCAGUGGUCAGAUGUACCGAACAACAGACCCGAAAUACUUUGUUAGCGGCUGGCCUACUAUUGAAUGUCAAGCUGAUGGUGGGUGGAGCGAUCCUGAAGUGUCGUGUUGGACAGGCCUUGUUAUGGACUUCACAAUAAAGCAAAGGCAAUUUAUUUCUGGGUAUCAAGUCCUACUUUACUGUAAAGCAAAUAAUGAAGGCAAUGGAGUCAAAGUUGAGUUGGGGAAAGAAUUCUUUAUUGCUGAGAACGUUGUGUUUGAAAACAUCACUAUGACAUCACAACACAAUGGUGUCGUUGCUUCGUGUGUAGAACUCGAACGAUCUGGCAACGUUAUUAAGAAAUCAGAAACCAAAUUGAACGUUCUCUAUUCUCCAGCAUUGAUUUCCAAUAAUUUGAAUUACGAGUUAGAAACCGGUAACUCUGGAGAAAUUGUCAUCAAAUUCCAGGCAAAUCCUGUUAUAUCACAAGGGAGUAUUCAUGUCUUCAAGAACGGUACAAGCUUAUCCAACUACUAUCUGAUGGUUGAUGGCAAUCUCCAUUCCGUUGUUCUUCACUUUGUGAAAGUUGAAGCAGAAGACUUCGGCAAUUACAAACUUAUCGUACAGACUUCGACUUUUGGUCUGUCGCCGUUAACUGCAAAUUUCUCCAUCUCUGAGUCUGUUACAACCUCGCCAAAUGCUUUCAAAGCAGGAGAUAUAGCUGCUAUAACACUCUCGGGUGUGCUCACGAUCGCGCUCAUUACUUUCGCCUUGGCCAUGGCGUAUAGGAAGCUAAAUGGCGAAGAGGAAAGAAAAAGAAAGAGUGUAAAUCCGAAUGAGACUGUGGUCACCUAUGAACCAGAAACACACAACUAUGAAGACAUCGAUGGGAACAGUGGUGAAAAUAAUCUUGAAAGAGCCCACAGCGGUUACGAGAAUAUGCACAUUGGACCGGUCCAACCUAACGCCUAUCACAUGCAAGAUCAGAGAAGCGAACAACGUACCAAACAACUUCCGCUAAAGCCUCCGCCGUAUAAAGUUGAAAACCGUUAUUCGUGAACUUUUGACAUUUGACUUGUGACCUUAUGCGAAGGAAGGAAGACAUUUUUUGGGAGAUGAACUUGAUUGAAUAAAAACGUAGAUUUUUUUGAAGUUUUUGCAGAGAUGUGGUGUCGGAGUCCAUUUGUUUUACUUCCGAAUUCAAAAGUUGUAACAGGGUUGAUUUUACCAAAUAAAUCCGCGGCGUAACUUUUCUUCGACUUGCUUUUCCCGCUUUUCA